AUGACGGAUCAAGCGAACGACGUGGGGGUCCUGAAGACGACCGAGGCAGAGAAAGAGAGAGAGACAGUCGAGGUUACUCCAACGAUAGAAGAAGUCACCACGACGAAAGAGAAAGUAGAGGAUAUUCCAACGAUAGAAGAGGAGGCCAUCAUGAAGAGGACAGAGGUAGAGACAGAGGUUACUCUGGCUGUAACUCAUCGCUCUGCUCAACAAUACGCCUACCCUCCUUCGCAAGCCUCUCCCUCUAAACCUACACCACAAUCGCCUCCUCGUACAGAAGAUGAUGGAGCUGAACGUAAGCGAAAGCGCAAGAGUCGUUGGGGUGAUGAACAAAAGGUGAUUAUGCCUGGAUUACCCACCUCGGUUACCAAGUUGACCAAGGAUCAAUCAGAAAAGUAUUUGUUGCAAAUCCGCUUGGAAGAAAUCAAUCGAAAGUUACGUAUUGGAGAUUUCACGCCUACGGAGCGAGCACGAUCUCCUUCACCCGAACCCAUUUACAAUGCGGAUGGUAAGCGUAUUAAUACGAGAGAAGCCAGAUACAAAAAGAAGUUGGAGGAUGAACGUCACCGCUUAAUGGAGAUUGCCAUCAAGACCAUUCCCAACUUCAGACCCCCAGCCGAUUACAAACGACCCACCAAGACCCAAGAAAAGGUCUAUAUCCCUGACAAGGAGUUCCCCGAAAUCAACUUUAUCGGUCAAUUGAUCGGUCCUCGUGGAAACACUUUGAAGAGUAUGGAGUCUGAGUCUGGCGCCAAAAUCAGUAUUCGUGGUCGUGGAUCUGUAAAGGAAGGCAAGUCGAGAACAGAUGCUGCUUCUAAUUCAGGUCAAGAGGAAGAUUUGCAUUGUCUUGUCACGGCAGACACGGAGGAUAAAGUCAGAAAGGCCGUCAAGCUCAUUGAAAAGGUCAUCGAAACUUCUGCCUCUGUUCCUGAAGGUCAGAACGAGUUGAAGAGAAACCAGUUGCGUGAGUUGGCUGCUUUGAACGGUACUUUACGUGAUGAUGAGAACCAAACGUGUUUAAAUUGUGGUGCCUCUGGUCAUCGUCGAUACGAAUGUCCUGAGCGUCAAAAUGUCACGACCAGUCUUACCUGUCAUAUCUGUGGCGGUGGAGGUCAUAUUGCGCGUGAUUGUACCCAGCGUAAUAACCCAGAACUGGUGAAUCAAGCGCGUGAACGCGAUUCUCAAUUGGACAGUGAAUACAUGAAUCUCAUGGCUGAAUUGGGUGAGUCUGUACCUGAAGGCGGUAACAAGCCCACACCUUACGGUGGACAAGGUGGAUCUGCACCUUGGCAGCAACGCGCGGUGCCUUCGCCCACACCGGGAGGAUCGUCUGCUCCACCAUGGCAACAACCCAGAGCUCCUGUAGGCACAGGUGCACCACCUCCAUGGUCUACACCCAGCACUUAUGCUGCUCCCAAGGAAGAUAGUGGAGUGGGAGCCCCUUGGUCUAACAAUGGGGCAGGAUAUGGUUAUAGUGCGCCACCUCCACCUGGUGCUGGCGGUGCUGGUUACUACAAUGCUUAUGGACCUCCAGCCGCAGCGUAUGGAGGAUAUUAUGAUCCUUCUCAGGUGGCUGACCCUACAUCAUGGCAACAACAACAACAACAACAAGCACCACCACCACCACCACCUUCGAGUGGUCAUGCUGCACCAUGGCAACAACAAGCGCCUCCCCCACCACCAGCCGAAGGUGAUGCCUGGGGUAUGGCACCUCCUCCCCCACCUCCUUCUGAGGAUCCUCUUCCUCCUCCACCACCUGUCCAAGAAGAAGUCAAGGACGAAUAA
Molecule: messenger RNA, 1785 nt
Organism: Mucor mucedo
Lineage: Eukaryota; Fungi; Mucoromycota; Mucoromycetes; Mucorales; Mucoraceae
Exons: 6
Coding region: 1-1785 (594 amino acids)
Biological process (GO): regulation of mRNA splicing, via spliceosome
Cellular component (GO): nucleus
Molecular function (GO): mRNA binding; zinc ion binding
Source: RefSeq, a predicted model, not a curated record